AUGAAUUCUCGCCGGCGAACAUACACGGCUGAAAUUCCGACGUCGUUGUUCCCCGAAUUCAAUGUUCCAGCGCUUCUAGCACCGUGCAUUAUUGGAUUGUGGGAUCUAAUGAUUCCCUCAGAGCUCCUGCAGGAUAUACUUUCCCGCCUCGGAUUAAAAGACAACAUACGAGCUUCCUCUGUAUGCAAGACAUGGCGUGAAGCAGCUGUUCCUUUCCGGAAGUUACAGCCUCGUCCUUGGCUUUUUUACCCUGCUAAUCCUACUGAUUCACAGUAUAUUCUUUCUGACCCAUCACGUUCUCAAACAUACAAGUUCAAUUUUCCAGAGCUGAAGUACUAUAGAAUAUUCUCUUUUUCAAGGGAUGGUUGGUUGCUUGUGCUAAAAUUUGCACCCUGGACAUUAUUCUUACUUAACCCGUUUACCCGGGAGCACAUCUACUUACCCAAGUUGCCACACUAUUCCAUAGGCUAUUGCGUACCUUUCUCCGAAUUGCAACCAUAUUACACAAGUUAUCGCAUAGGUCUCUCAGCCGCUCCUACAUCAACUAGUUGUUUGGUGAUCUCAUUCAACUACACAGAUUUCAAACCAUAUAUUGUGAUCAAUACUUGGCAGCCUGGGAAAACCGUAUGGACCACCCAUCGCUUUGAGAACCAGUUAAAUCUCAAAUGGGCCGAAUGUCUCUUCUCGAAUGGUAUGUUCUAUUGUCUCAGUUCCUGCAGCUACCUCGGGGUUUUCGACCCGACUAGAGCAACCUGGAAUAUUCUUCCAGUGAAACCAUGUCCCGCCUUUGGUCAGGUAAGGUUUGGUAGGCCAAUGUUGAUGACAGAGCAUGAAGGAGACAUCUUUGUUAUUUUAACACGCGACAACAAGAACCCCUUGGUGUUUAAGCUAAACCUUAACAGAAAUGUAUGGGAAGAGAAGAGAGAUCUCGGUGGGUUAACAGUAUUCAUAAGUCUCCAUGUCACUCUUACAAGAGCUGGUCUCCCAUCGGAGAUGAGGAACAGAAUAUAUGCAUCGCAUGACCGGCGACAUGACAUGUACUACUCUUUUGGUGAUGAGACAAGUUCACUUCCCCUUUCAACACCUUUUUUGCCUUACAGCGUCGUUUGGAUUGAUCCACCUCACAACGUUAAACUGUAA
Molecule: messenger RNA, 1140 nt
Organism: Arabis nemorensis
Lineage: Eukaryota; Viridiplantae; Streptophyta; Magnoliopsida; Brassicales; Brassicaceae
Source: the annotation of a GenBank genome assembly